Molecule: messenger RNA, 588 nt
Organism: Blepharisma stoltei
Lineage: Eukaryota; Ciliophora; Heterotrichea; Heterotrichida; Blepharismidae
Source: the annotation of a GenBank genome assembly
AUGCAGGCCCAACAACGUGGAGUAGUAGAAGUACUCGCAGCAGUCAGACAACAGCUAGAAAAGCGUGGCGCUCGUGGCAUUCGUGAGCUAGGUCGUACUUUUAGAGCCCUAGACUCUUUCGACGGCAACAAAAAGGUCGAUCCUCAAGAGUUCGCCGUUGGUCUCAGAGAAAAUGGGGUCGUUUUAUCAUCAGCUGAAUGUUCAAUCCUUUUCAGGUAUUUUGACAAAGACGGUGAUGGGAGUGUCAACUUUGACGAAUUUCUGGUAGGGAUAAGAGGCUCCCCUAACGCCAGAAGACAAGCGCUUAUUGAUAAAGCCUUUCUGAAAUUCGACCGUGAUGGCAACGGUUACAUUGAUGCCGCUGAUCUAAGGGGUGUUUAUAAUUGCCAGUUCCAUCCUAAGGUACAAAGAGGACAAAUGACUGAAGACCAAGCCUUGACGGAAUUUUUAAGCAGUUUUAAUGACAGAAAUAGAGAUGGGAGAAUAACGAAAGAUGAAUGGGAUGAAUAUUAUGCAGCAGUUAGCUCGUCGAUUGAUAAUGAUGACCACUUUGUGCAGCUUAUGAAGACAGCCUGGAGACUUGAUUAA